AUGUUCAACAAUGAAGCAGUACAAGAAUUGUUACAAAAGGUCAACAAGUUGGAAAAAGAAAAAGCCAAAACAGAAUUAGAACGUGAUAUUCUAAAGAAACAGGUUGAUAAUUUGAUGAAAGCUUCUGAUCAAGUCAAAGCAGUGUUGAUAGACCAAGAGGAAACAAUGAACAGAAUGAAGAAUGAAGCUCAUGAUAAUUCAAAGGUGUUUGAACUGUUGACGGCAGAGAUUGCUUCAUUGAAUGUGAAGAUAAAAAACUUGGAAGAUGUGAAUCAGACUCUUAAUCAGCUUCUCAGUGAGAUGAGUGAAGCUUCAUCAAACGAAAUGAAGGCAAUGGAGUUGGAGAUGGAAGCCAUGAAGGCAGACAAGGUGGUGAAAGAUGAACAACUUCAUAUGCUAUACUCUGUCAUGGAGAGUCAUUUCAAGAUGGAUGUUCAUGCCGCAUUCAAUGAAAUAGAAGUGAAAAGAGCUGAAGAAAGAAGAACGGAACGUGAAAGACAUCUAGCUGAAGAAGCCACCCAAAAGAACAAAGGUGUGAUUGAUGAUACUCAAGAAGCUGGUGGAUCGUCAAGUCAACCUGAAAUUGGUGGUUCAUCAAACCAAGAAGAUAUAGAAAUGGUUGAAGCUGAAGAUGUUCAGGAACAAGUUGAUCAAGACUUCAUGAUGGUUGGUGAGUCUUCUGAACCUUUGGAUGCUGAAAAUGUUCUUAGAAAAGUGGCUGUUAUUCAAAGAAAGAAAAAGGCUAGAGAAGUGCUGUGA
Helianthus annuus (common sunflower) is the source of this 759-nucleotide messenger RNA. RefSeq lists its product as uncharacterized. Bases 1 to 759 code for a protein of 252 amino acids. Lineage: Eukaryota; Viridiplantae; Streptophyta; Magnoliopsida; Asterales; Asteraceae. The record is from RefSeq and is a predicted model, not a curated record. The transcript has a single exon.